Molecule: messenger RNA, 2194 nt
Organism: Priapulus caudatus
Lineage: Eukaryota; Metazoa; Priapulida; Priapulimorpha; Priapulimorphida; Priapulidae
Product: fatty acid desaturase 6-like
Exons: 1
Coding region: 1-1071 (356 amino acids)
Biological process (GO): lipid metabolic process
Cellular component (GO): membrane
Molecular function (GO): oxidoreductase activity, acting on paired donors, with oxidation of a pair of donors resulting in the reduction of molecular oxygen to two molecules of water
Source: RefSeq, a predicted model, not a curated record
AUGACCGUAACAGAGCGCCGCGUAGUGGCGAACGACGCAGCGUCGACGGACGCCGGCGCUGCACCCAGCGACGACGUCGACAAGCCCGAGUAUGGCGCCCUCAAACGGCAGGUUAAUGCGAUUGUCGCGAACACGUCGUGGUGGCAGCUAUACGGCGUCGACUGGUCGCAUAUCAUCAUCAGCGCCCUCUUGCUGUGGCCGCUAGGACUGGUGCUGUUCUCUCGCGGCGGGAUGGCGAACUACGUCGUCGGCUUGUUGCUGCAGGGCGUCGCCUAUGCUAUUGUCGCCAACAAGGGCGGCCACAUCGCGUCGCACGGGGCGCUGUGCCGGUCGCGCACGUGGGCGCGCUUCUGGUGCUGGCUGUUCGUCGAAUGCCACGGUUCGUACUCGGCCGCCAUCGCCACCGAGGUGCACAUCCGCGUGCAUCACCCACACACGAACGUCAUCGGGCUCGGCGACAGCAGCUCGUGGAAGGCCCCGCACCUGCCGCGCUACAUCUACAUGUUCGUCGCGCCCGUCUCGCUGCCCGUUAUCACCCCGUUCGUCGCCAUUCGGGAGCUGUGGGGGCGCUGGAAUCGCCUCGCACGCUUUCUCGUCGGCAUGCUGUCGGGACUCGGCGUGCUCCUUUCGCUGCUGUGCUACGUCGGCGGCUUCAGUCUGCCAGCAGCCAUCGUGACGCUGUACGUGGGCAGAGCGCUACUGGCGGUCCCCUACAUCCACAUCAACAUCUUUCAGCACAUCGGCCUUCCCAUGUACUCGGACGAGACUCGCCCGCCGCGGCUGCAGCUGAUGAGUACGGGGUGUCUGAAUCUGUCCCGCCAUCCAAUCCUCGACUACUGCUUCGGUCACUCUCUCGUCAGCUGCCACGUGGAGCAUCACCUCUUUCCCGAACUGUCGGAUAACAUGUGCUUAAGGGUGAAGCCGGUCGUAAGAAAGUACUUGCUCGAUCACAAGCAGACCUACAACGAGAGCACGUAUACAAACCGCCUGCAGCUGUUCGUAAAGAAAUACAAAGAGCUGAUGGUCGACCCGCCCUCCGUGUCUGAGUUUGUCGGAUUUGGUCUCCAGUGACGCAACGAAAGACACAAGCAAAUCACAAGAGCAGUAACAGAUGGAGAGACAAACAAAUUCCAACAAGAGAAACUUAAUGGGAAUAGCCAUAACAUAUUGAUAUCGAACGACUAUUAGGAAGUCCUUUGCAGGGCUAACACCACGCGUUACUGUCGUUAUUGGACUCAGUCAGAGCUGUUGGCAUCGCUACAUUUGCCAAACAGUCAACUUUGAGAGCGUUCUAUCAGACGUGGAUCGUACAACGUUAUCUUAUUAUAUUAUCUUAACUGAAUUAUUUUACUAAGACAUAUACGCGUCGUCCUGCUGGUAAACGCGUAACCACGGAUGCAUCAGUACACGGCUCGCAGCCAUAGUCGCUGCCGGGUAGUCGUGUCGGAUUUGAUUCUUUAAUUGAUUGUUUAAUUUAUACUCACUAUAAAUACCCGCGUCUACUCGUGUGAUCAGCGGAGAUUUAUGUACGAGUCUGAUGUUAAGCUCGAUCAAAUGUAUUUACCCUGCGAAAUGUGAGCUUAUAGGGAAUGGAUACGAAAGUAUUAUGUUAACCGGAAAGUGCCGUCGAUGUCCGACGUUUGAUGGUGUUAAUCCUAUAUCUAUAUAUUUAUGAUUUAAACAUUAGUUCUUUACUUAAUUAGUAUUAAUUACUAUCAGGUAACACUUGCCGAAUGUAGUCAGUCGAUCUAUACGGUUGUGUGAUACCGUAAUGACAUUGCAUCAUGAUCUUCUUUAUGCUGAUUCAGCUUUUGUACACGGUUAAAAGCUGUUCGUUAACCAUAAUAUGUUAUUAAUUAACAUGGGGAAUAUCCUCGACUAACUGGAUUCGUAAUUAUUGCGCAUUGUCGAGUCAACAACGACAUGGCCGUCCGAAUACUGUCGCAGACCUGUCAUCGUUGGCGUGUUAGCAGUGUCACCAAUAUAUGAGCAUGGUCUCAGCAUCGCUCUGAACGUUUCGGUAUCGUCAUCGCUGCGAUCGUCACCAUCAUCCCGUCGUGGGAGAUCAUCGUUACACACUCGUCAACGCAGUGGUCAAGGAAAUUACAUAAACUGAAAUGACACAUUGUCAUCAUUAACGGUAGCUUCGUUAUGUGCGUGUGUGUAUGUCCGUCUGUGCGUGCGUGCGUGCGUG